Racocetra persica is the source of this 264-nucleotide messenger RNA. NCBI's taxonomy places the organism in Eukaryota, Fungi, Glomeromycota, Glomeromycetes, Diversisporales, Gigasporaceae. The record is from the annotation of a GenBank genome assembly.
AUGAUACCACAAGAUUUGUAUAUGGACGUACAUGAGUCUAAAAUUUUCAUUCUAGAUCUAGAAAAUUUAGAUGAUAAGAAAUAUUCACCAAAAGUAACGAGUCAGUUGUAUCGAUACUGCUUUGUAGAAUGGGAAGUGCUUUCUUUUGUGAAGUAUGAUGAUAGCAUAAGUGAAUAUAUCGAUUUCGAAGGUACAGACAAAGAAAAGAUUGAAAGAUUUGUAACCACAAUGCAUAAAGGUCAUCCAAAAUAUGUGUGUUGUUAA